GUGGAUGUAUGAGCUACGUCCUACUGGACCGGAUCCCACAAGGUCACGGGGCUGGUAUUCAGCAAAGCAGGCAUAUAAAUUUAGCUGCAUGAAAAGCCACGGAUUAUGUCUUGGGACUCUCGUAUUUCAUCUUCAUAGGAGUGGUUGCGAUGGCCAGCCCUCAGGUGUUAAGAGGUGGCAGAUAUUUCAAUCACACUGCGCUCGCUCAUACUGUUGCUUCUUCUCACUUUAGACUCAGUCUGCUCUGUUUAACAUUGAGGACGUUGAUUUGGAUUUUUUAUUUCGAAGAUCUGAGGUGAUAUGUAGAGAGUGACCAAACUUUAACAUACGGAUUUAAGGCUAAAUUCGGUGUUCGAUACAUUUGAGGAGCUAUCAUGGAUGCUUUAGCUUUAGAAGCGAAAGGAGCCAAGGGUGAAGGUUCGGCGGCUCCUGCUCCUGCUGCUCCACCUCCAAAACCCAGACCAAAACCUCCAAAAAAAGCCAAACGGAUUGUAUACUUUGAGGUGGAGAUACUGGAUGUCAAAACCAGGGAAAAACUACUACUGCUGGAUAAGGUAGAGCCAACAGCCACGAUUCUGGACAUUAAGUCUAUGUUCCACAAAUCAAAUCCACACUGGUAUCCUGCCAGGCAGUCUUUAUGCCUGGACCCAAAAGGAAAACCCCUAAAAGAUGAAGAUAUCCUUCAGGAGCUUCCUGUGGGAACCACUGCAACCUUCUACUUUAGAGACUUGGGAGCCCAGAUCGCAUGGGGAACUGUGUUCUUAAUCGAGUGCAUUGGACCACUUGUCCUGUACCUGCUGUUUUAUUUCAGACUGCCCUUAAUCUACGCUCCCAAGUACGAUUUCACCGCCAGUAAACAUUUAGUUGUGCAUAUAGCCUGUGCCUGUCACACCUUCCACUAUGCAAAGAGGAUCAUGGAGACAUUGUUUGUCCAUCGCUUCUCCCAUGGCACCAUGCCAUUUCGUAACAUUUUUAAAAACUGCAUAUAUCACUGGUGCUUUGCUGCAUGGAUGGCUUAUUACAUCAAUCACCCUCUCUACACAACGCCAUAUUAUGGUGAGAAGCAGGUAAAGACAGCGCUGGGAAUCUUCCUAUUCUGCCAACUUGGAAGCUUCUCAAUUCAUAUGGCUCUGCGCAGUCUUAAACUACCUGGCUCAAAGACUAAGAAGAUUCCUUAUCCAACAAAGAAUCCUUUUACUUGGAUAUUUGCACUUGUUUCGUGUCCAAACUACACAUACGAGGUGGGAUCUUGGCUUGGAUUCACGCUCAUGACCCAGUGUGUGCCUGUCUUGUUCUUCACCGUGGUGGGAUUCAUCCAGAUGACGGUCUGGGCCAAAGGAAAGCAUCGCAGUUACCUAAAGGAGUUCAAGGAGUACCCCACACUGCGCUCACCAAUCCUGCCCUUCGUCCUGUAGCACUGACAAGAUCGAGAUGUUUUUAAAUCAAAUAAAAUCUGUAUAAAUAUACAGCAAGUCUUAAUAUAUUGAUGUACGAAAAACUGACUGUAGCACAUUGAGACACUCUAAUGUAUUUAUGACAGGUCAUUCUAUUUUAAUAGCCACGAAUGGAGAAAUGACUAAUGCCAUAAAGUGAAUUAAGGGAUACUGUU
Molecule: messenger RNA, 1609 nt
Organism: Danio rerio (zebrafish)
Lineage: Eukaryota; Metazoa; Chordata; Actinopteri; Cypriniformes; Danionidae
Source: RefSeq, a predicted model, not a curated record